This is a messenger RNA of Amoebophrya sp. A25, 5156 nucleotides long. The record is from the annotation of a GenBank genome assembly. NCBI's taxonomy places the organism in Eukaryota, Dinophyceae, Syndiniales, Amoebophryaceae.
GGUCUCGCGCGCGGAGAUACGGACAACAUCGACGAUGCGGCAACAAACGAACACGACACCGAACAAGGCCGCUUCUCUGUCCCUAAUGUUAUGACUCUUGUAGGUGAAAAUUAUACCUGCAUGCCAUGCCCAUCUCUUCUACAUGAAACUAGUUUCUUUACUCUCUUGACUGUUCUAAGUACAACUCAUCUAAUCGAAGUCUUGCUCUUGAAAUAACCGAGUUGCUGACUAAAAUCUAAGGGAGGUAGCUUUGACAGGGCAACUCGUCCUUGUUCAGUAUCUUUGUUAUUCUGGUGAUCAGUUACUUGCUUAUUUCAGAGUACCGAAUACAAGAAAAGGCGCAUUUUAUCGUGUAGAUUGCAAAGAAUUUGAUGAAGACACUUCUCUAACUCUACCUUUCUCGGAGCCGAGGGAGAUGAAGGCGGAAACGCAGAAGAGGAUACAGAAGAAGACUCUUACACGGAUUACUUUAUGGACGGAUCGUCUUAUCCUUUAAUAUGGUACUGUCCUACUGUAACUGUAUGUCAUGAGUAUGCUUGUGUUUUGCUGAGGUAGUAAACGAAGUUUUCUGAGUAGGUGCGCCAUUUGUUCGGAUUUUGCGGAUUUCGAAGUCGAAGGCAAGUAGUAGAAGUGCACGGGGGCCGCCUCUAAUUAAAGGCAUCGCAACUUUUACCGUCCGAUCAAGGCGACCGCAGCCCCCGCGGUCACGACCGUCACGACCGCGAUUGUUGCCUUUAUUCUUUACAAGACGUGCAUCCGCCUCCGCGGCUACUUCGCUCGCAGGGUUGCUCCCGUAGCUCCGGACGUGUCUGAUGACACAGGUAGCUUAAAUUUAACGACUUUGAAAGGUGAAAGAUUCGCGUUGAAGAUGUCGCUUUUUUUGUGGUUUUUUCUAGGAUGAGUCUUCAUUUUGAUGUGACUUGAUAUUACCACCAGAACAACCUGAACAACUCAGCUAUCGAGAACAACCUAUAUCUUUUCGAUGGAGAAGUCGACUACAAGUUCAAGCACUACGGUUCGACGUCUACGAGCUGCCCAGAGGCAGAGGAGUCUGGUGCCGUCACAGAGGAGUCCUCUACUGCUGUCGCAGAGGAGUCUACUGCUGUCGCAGAGGAUUCGGAUGUCACUGCAGCUGGCGGGCUCCAACAUGGUGGUCACCGUGUUUGAGUCGAUUAUCUCCAACGAAGAAAGUGGUACUAUAUACACACGCGGACACUUCCCUUGCAGAUCCUUCUAUUAUGUUGAUUGUUCAGGAUUUAUUUACCAGCUAUUUUGACCCUUUUUUCUCUGAACAAAUCUCAAGUUUGUCAUGAUGUGGUCUUCGAUUUAGGAGGUCUAAUAGUCCUCUUCUCCAAACACCCAAUUCAGGAAAAAGAUCGCUCUUCCAGGAAGUACCCAUUGACUUCGCACGAAUUCGCAUACCUGGAAGAGCGGCUGGGAGGUGUGUGACUACUUUUAAGGGCAAACGUAUUUAAACUUACAAGAACUUUUUCCUCUUUGUUGAAAGACCCUAUCGAGGAGUCAGGAACCGCCUUUACAUGCAGAUCCCUAAGGGCGGACUCAGUAGUAGAGUCAAGACGAAGAAUGAUGAAAGUGCACAGCAACUUCCUCUAAUAUUACGAUGCUGAUGCAGUCACAGGAGAGGUAGGGCGAGGGGAUGACAUUGAGGAAUGGAGUCACCUGUUGUUACAGUUGAGAGACGGAAUUAGAUAUUAUAGAUGAAAUUGAACGAGGACAAACAAAACAACAUGUUGAAGUACUAGGUUGAAAAGUGUACAAGUGAAGACGUAUCAAGGUAUGUAUAGCUGAAGAUGGACAGAACAAGUGAACCAUUAUGACACCAGUCAAACGCGCCAUCAAUGUGCACAGAUCUCUUACAGCAACACAUCACAGCAAAAAGUGAAGUAACACACUAGAAGACUACAGACAAUUGCUGACGCAGAACUGCGAACUUAGACUCUCGCGUGCGACCUGUCAAGAAGUGCGGCUUAGUCGUACACACUUAUUAAUUAGAAGUAGUACUUGAGAAAAGACGUAUCGUUUUCAAGAUCAUUCUCCAAGAAAGUGUCUUUGUCAACUUACGAAGCGUAAGCCUCGUCAUGAUCAAAGGUUUACUGCUUAUCUGCUCGUCCGCAAAAUCAUCUAUCUAGUUAGGCGCUUCAGUCACCAUUCGUCCAGACUUAUUGAUAUGAAAUAAUCGAGUUUGUUUGAUCCUCCUUGCGUAAAAAUUGAAUAGCAAAAGAGUGAUGACGUUUCUAGAUUUCCUCCAUCAUAUACUUGCACAAUCGACCCAGCAUCCUACUUGCAACUGACGCACACGACCAGUAUUAAGAACGAGAAGCCAGAGCUUACUACUUCAGUUUCUAUUUGAUCAAGAAUAGAGAAAAGUAGACCUAGACGCCAUCUGUACAUCGUGCGUUUCCCUUCUCCCUUAUUUCAACAGUUGCGUAAAAAUCAUUAUCAUGGUAUUGAUAUCAAACAAAUUCGAGCUCGAUAGCUCUACGGUUACAUCUAUGCUGGAGCUUCAGUGGAUGAGCUUUGGAGUAUAUUCCUCUGCUAAUGCUUUGCUUAUUAUUUGAUUUGCGACUCCCAGUGCGUAACCUCCAAUAAAGACAGUCAUACCCAACCUAGACUACAAAAGACCCAUGCUGUAUCCUUUGACGCGACUCGCUUUCCUUACCGCGUUGCUUGGAUCCUUUGAUAUUGGGCUGUUUUAUGCAUCAUCGUGCAUUGGUAUCGACACUGAAUUCACCUGACGAAGAGCGACUUCAGGGAUCACCAGCAGGUCCGCAAGGAGCCAGAUUUUUCUCGAGUACUAAGAUAAUGAAAGUUAUGUCCUAUCUACUCUGAUGGUACAAAAAAAUCUACUUACCUCGGAUUGAUGGCCCCUGUGUGCUACUUUCAAUCGUGUUUGUUCCUAAUAAAUCGUCGGGCGAGUUGCUCCGCGAAUAUAAGCGCGCGCUUUUCAUUAAUACAGCUAUCAAUCAUUUUUAUUACAGCUGAAGUGAGUCUGAAAGUUAUCCAGUCAAGUAGCCUCCGCAAGAUUUGGGCGGGAUCCUGGUAUCUUUUGUAUUACAAGACGUGAAGACUAUCGAUCAACCCUUCGGCCUCCUUGUUUCUCCAUUAGAAUGCACGGAUGCCAACCAGUAGGAUUUUUGUUGCAGCGAACAGGAGUGAGUAGCAUUUUUAUACAAAGCACGACAGACAUUCUCCACUAGAAUAUAGUGAGGAGCACACGAAGACGGGCCUCCCAUUCUGCUGCAUCGUCAGAAAAGUCCUUGCACAGCGACCAACUUAAGACAAGCGCCACGACCUGCAAAUGAAAACAUGAAAGCGACGCUUUCAGCUGCAAGCAUCUGCUUGCUGACAGAGACAGCGUGGCCAUGUAUAACACUUCUACGGAUAGUGCCUCAUUAUUACGCUCACAGAUAUUCUCGUAUCCUGCAUCCUGCCACUUCUGAGACAGCGUGACGAAUUUUUUUUUAGAAACAAACCACCGAGACCCAGUUCGGUCAUAAAGAUCGAGCUGUUGCGUUUCGUCUUGACGAAAUUUUUUAGAAAAAAACUAACCACCGAGAUCCAGUUCGGUCAUUAAGAUCCAGCUGUUAUGUUUCCUAGAUUUUUUAACUUAGCUCAAUUAAUUAUGAUGAUCGAAGACGAGACACCGCGAUGAUUUUUUUUAGAAGCAAACCACCGAGACCCAGUUCGGUCAUCAAGAUCAAGCUGCUGCGUUUCGCUUAGAUUUUUUAACUUAACUCAAUCCUGAUGGUCGACCUACUUCCUUCAGUUGUAGCGUAAUCGCGAAAGUCAAGUGUAGACCUCUCGUCAUAAUUUUUAGAGAUAUAAACCAGGCCACGAAGGCUACCAUUAUUGAGGCAGCUCUUUUCUGAGCGUAGCAUCUGAAGCGCCCGCUGUCGCGCGCUUCGUCACCGCCGUGACACAACGGUGAACCGAGCAGGGAGCUCCGCGUGGGACUUUUGGGGGACUGGAAAGAUUUUGCGGGGAAAAGGAGGCUGUAGCAGUUAGGCAGAGAAGACACGUAGAUAAAAAGGAAGAGGUCCUCGCUUGUGCUUAUGCUAUCUGCGCUUUCGGUAGCUUGCGCCCGCGGCCGCAGCGUGAUAUCGCUUGCGCAUCUCUAGCUGGGCCGACGGGAACAUCGGGAGGCUGGCGGGGUGCGAGGGUCGGCGGACCCGCGGGGGCUCGAGAGUUGUCGGGCGGUCUAAUGCUGCCCGUCUUCUCGCAUUGUCGUGUUGAGCAGGUGAGUCCGGAAUGGAACCAGCGGUGCGUAAUGUGCGUUCGUGGAGGAGAGCAGCGGGAAGGGAGGCGUUCUGCGGCGGAAGAGAUAGAGAUAGAGUAGAUAUUAAAAAGUAGCGUGUAGUAACACGCAUUCUUCCCAUUAAACCCACUACAGCCACUGGAUCUUCAGGAGGGUCCCUGGAGCCCUUACAUCAACGUCCUUAGCGACAGAUGGUAAGGGCGCUCGCGAGCGCGUCAUGCGUGAGGCGGUAGGGUCACGCGCGAACAUAAUAUUAGCAACCUGCAAAACGUUCAAGAAUCACAAUCAACUACCCUUACUUCGUACUUCGUUUUCGCAUUCUUUCUUGUAUGAUGAUUAUACUAUAGAUUUAGGUCCCUCCAAAAAGAGCACCAAUUUGGAAUGACAGUCGUUGUAUCCCUUCUCGAUGAUAGGACGAAUACACGACAAGUCUUCGAAAAUUAGUAGAGAGCCAGCAGAUCUACCGAACAACUAUAUGGAGAUGUACUAGUAUGGAAAAGAUAGUACUUAGAAGCUGUAAGAUUUUGGAUGAACAACAAGACCACCAUUAGCAAGUACUGUUCAUUGGCGGAGGCGGAGUGUAUGCGCCCGCAACUUUUUCGACUUCCUAGCAACAAAAUUUGAAGAAUCAACUUUGAAAAGUAAUGACACGCUUCUUAUCCCCGUAGUACAUUAUUGCCGUGGCGCCAGAGCCAACAUGCAAGAACUAGACACGAUAUGAAUAGAACACCACUACAUCACAACAACUGACUACAUCAAUGAAACUAGCAAGUCUCCCACGACCCCUUUUCAAUGCACAGUGAUAAAUAGCUCCCCAAUCAACUUGGCCACGUGCAAACAAUGUGGGAGGUAUGCGCGUCUAGCUUGUCAUGAAUGAAAU